This is a messenger RNA of Bathycoccus prasinos, 1764 nucleotides long. Its product is annotated as set domain protein. Gene Ontology annotation, biological process: peptidyl-lysine monomethylation. The coding region runs from base 1 to 1764 and encodes 587 amino acids. Lineage: Eukaryota; Viridiplantae; Chlorophyta; Mamiellophyceae; Mamiellales; Bathycoccaceae. Gene Ontology annotation, molecular function: protein-lysine N-methyltransferase activity. The transcript has a single exon. The record is from RefSeq and is a predicted model, not a curated record.
AUGUCGUUAGAUACUACCACGACUACGACUGCUACCACUCUCGCGGGGAAUAAAAACGAUCGACGUCUGCAAGAGUUUAUUCUCUGGUGCGAACAAAAAGGGUGCGAGUUGAGCAAAGUCCACAUCAAAUCCAUCGACGCGUAUAAAGUGGAAACCCCUAAAGGACACCUCGCACUCCUCGAUGAUGAUGAUGAUGAUGAUGACGAAACUGGUGGUGGUGAGAAAGAGUUCGAUCGAAGAGUGUAUUGCAGAACUGCGGAUGAUGAUGAUGACAACAACAACAGUAAUACUAAUGUUGACGCCCCGACAAAAACGACGAUGAUUAAAAAAGGAGAGCGAAUUUUGUUCGUCCCUUUUGCGUGUUGCGUCGGGACGCAAGGGUUACGCGUUGGCACCGGCGGUGAUUCUUUACCUCCGUUCGAGCAAGCGACGUCGUCGGAACGGUUAGCGGCGGAGUUAUUGAGACAGAGAGAUUUGAAAGAGAAAUCGGAGUUUUACCCGUACAUUAACGCGUUGCCGAAAGUUAUCGAUUCGCCGACGUGCGGGACGUGGACGACGGAGGAGAUCAAGGAGAUGCAAUUCGCGGACGCCAUCGGGACGUGCGCGAAGACGUUGGCGAGGGAUUCGGUUAACGUGGAGAUGCACUUUAAAAAGGAAGAGACGACCGCGACGAGGAGUUGUAGGAAUUGGACGAAAAAAGAGUGGGCGUGGGCGAUGGCGAACGCGCGAUCGAGAGCGGUUGAGAUUGACGCGGACAUUGGAGACGUGGGGAAUAAGGAGGGACGAAUGCCUCCGUCUGGAGCGUUCGUGGCGCCAUUUAUCGACAUGUGUAAUCACACGCACGUCGACCCGGCGGCGUUUUGGCGGCCGGCUUAUAGCGAAAAGAAGAAAAAGGAAAUAGAAGGAAUGAACUUGAAAACAACGUCACAACACGAAGAAGCUCCGUCCGAACAAGAGCAGGAAAAGAACAAACCAGACGGCGUUGAACUCGUCGCCAGAAGAGAUUUAGAACCUGGAGAUGAAAUUACCGUCUCGUACGCCGUGGCGGAUUCAGACACCUUUCUCCUAUUCGGUGGUUUCGUCACGGAAUCUAGAAACCCUCGCGAUACGGUUGAGUUAUGGAGAACGUUACCGGAAUCUGCCACUUGGCUUUCGGAAAAACUCGUCGACGCCGGAAGUUCCGAGCAAAACGCCAUGGCUAUUCCUCUCGAAUACUCCAAAGGCGUUGCGUAUGCCAUCGUCGAACAACGUCGUCAGCACAUUUUAGAAGCCAUGGGUCAGAAUAAAGCCGACGUGAACAAGUUUGAUUGGGAUAAGUCCGGUUUAGACGAAAGCAUACGCGCCGGAUGGAAUUUCGCGAGGGACGAGGCGCACCACGCGAUGUUUUCCUUCAUCGUGCAAAACGUUAUGCAACCGGACAACGACAACGACCAGCUCUACCGACAAGUAUUAAUCGGGAGAAUCACAGAAUUACUGCAAAGCUUACCGACGUCCAUGGAAGAGGACGUCCAAAUCAUGGAGCAGUGCGUUUCUCUUCUCGACAAUAACGAUAACAACAACAACAACGAUAACGAAACGAGACUCAAAGCUUUGCGAUUGAAAACCGUCUGCCGAUACCGCGGACAAAAGAAGGCUAUUUUACAUCAAUGGUUAAACUUCCUCGCGAAAGAUGAAAUGCCCAGGGAUUUAACCGCGAUUAAAAAUCAAGUCAAAGCGAAGGAGGCGACCAGUUCCGCCGCGGAUGAACUCGCCGCCAUGUUGUAA